Molecule: messenger RNA, 1365 nt
Organism: Sclerotinia borealis F-4128
Lineage: Eukaryota; Fungi; Ascomycota; Leotiomycetes; Helotiales; Sclerotiniaceae
Source: the annotation of a GenBank genome assembly
AUGGAUGCAUUUCUGCAUGAUUUCAAGGCCGCAUACAACGAAGGAAAUGGCUACAAUCUAUCCAUGACCCUCUACCCUAUCGCCCCUACUUCAAAUCCCAACAAACUUCGAGAAUUCUGGAGGAGUACAAAUUACGAACAUGUUAAGAAGGAUGUUGAAUAUCGCCUCCUCUAUGAUGAUCGAUCCCCGUUGAACUGCCCAGUGGAAGAGGCCAGGGCAUGGGUGGACGUUUAUUGCGCCUUUUGGAGAUUUGUUGGUCUGAUGUUCAAUGCAGAGACUGCUCCCGAAGACAAUUCAAAGGAUGCGUGGACGAAGGUAUAUGAAUCAUGGAAAGAAGUAACAAAUGCUCUUCAUCGUGGUUACAGUACCUGCGGAUUCGAAGCUUGGACAGUACCUUGCUUAUACGUAGCUGGCAAGUACCUGAGAAUCUUUGCUAUCAAGGCCGAUGAGGCAACUGGUACCGUAAUGAAUGCUGCUAUGUAUUACCAGGAUGACUUGAAUCCGGAGUCUGAGAAAAACGAGAAACUCGAAGAUGCUGCUCGUCAGCUCAACCGCAUAUUCACCUUAUGCCUCAGCGACCGAGCAUCCCUUGAAGAGUCUAGAAAAUGGGCUACUUACAAUAUUAUCAAUUUAUUGUUCAAGACCUACUUCAAACUAAACUCGAUCGGAUUGUCGAGAAACAUUCUCAACGCUAUUCAGGCAUACAGAGGUGAUAUGCCCAGUCUUGAAUCUUUCCCAAUGUCUCAUCAAGUGACGUUCAAAUAUUAUUGUGGGGUCAUAUACUUUCUUGAAGAACAUUACGAAGAAGCAGAAAAAUAUCUCACCGAGGCAUGGAAACUAUGUCACCGGAGUGCCAUCAAAAACAAAGAACUCAUCCUCACCUAUCUAAUUCCUUGCCAUCUCCUAACAACUCACACCCUUCCAACUCCAGCUCUCCUCCAACCCUACCCCAAACUCCAAAAACUCUUCGGUCCCCUCUCUCGCUGCAUCAAAAAAGGUGACCUCGCUGGUUUCGACGCCGCCCUCCUAGCCGGCGAAAACGAAUUCGUCAAACGUCGCAUCUACCUCACCCUAGAACGUGGCCGCGACAUCGCUCUACGCAAUCUCCUACGCAAAGUAUUCAUCGUUGGCGGCUACGAAGAAGCCAAGGAACCUGCUGCGGCACCAGUCAGAAGGACGAGAAUUCCAGUCGUGGAAUUCGCGGCUGCGAUUAGUAUUGGGAGUAAAGAGACGAUGGAAAAUGAUGAAGUGGAAUGUUUACUGGCGAAUAUGAUUUAUAAGAGUUUGAUGAAAGGUUACAUAGCACGAGAACGAGGUAUCGUGGUAUUGAGCAAGGGUGGUGCAUUUCCUGGAACAGGCGUAUAA